AUGUCCAGAGACAGCAGCAAUGCCUUUCUUCCAGAUGGGCCAGAGAUUACUGGUGCUGCUGAGGGUCCCCUCCAGGGCCUGACCUUUGCCGCCAAGGACUUGUACGACGUCGAGAACUAUGUGACCGGCUUUGGAAAUCCUACUUGGAAGGAAACACAUGAGCCUGCAACAGCUACAGCACCUGCUGUUCAGGCCCUCCUAUCAGCGGGAGCGAGCCUUGUGGGCAAGACACACAUGGAUGAGCUGGCGUACAGCCUGAAUGGAGAAAACUUUCACUAUGGCACCCCCGUCAACCCAGCCUGCCCUGAUCGCAUCCCUGGGGGCUCGUCAUCCGGGUCAGUGGUGGCCGUGGCCAAUGAAUCUGUGGACAUUGCAUUGGGCAGCGACACGGGCGGCAGUGUGCGAGUUCCGGCCAGCUACUGUGGCGCGUGGGGCAUCAGACCCACUCAUGGCAGGGUGUCACUGGAAGGAGCAUGCACACUGGCUGCCUCAUACGACACAGGUGGCUUCUUUGCCAGAAACGCGGAGCUGCUGAGAAGAGCAGGGGAUGUUUUGUUGGACCCUGCGACCCGCUCGGAUGUCCAGUUCAAGCGAUGGCUAGUGGCCAAGGAUGCAUUUGAUCUGGCUGAUGACGCCACUAGUGAAGCCAUCUUUCGGGUGGGCCUCAUAGACCUGGUCUUCCUAGAUUCUUAUCACAGAUUUAGUCUGCCUGUUGCAUGCACGACCAAGACUGCUUCGUGCUCAGAGGGCUUUGAAUUAGCGUGCUGUGUUUUCAGGGUGUCCCAAGGGGCGGAAGUGUGGGAAGCGCUGGGGGAGUGGGUCCAGUCAGCUCAGCCGCAGCUGGGCCCAGGCACCAAGGAGCGCUUCGAGAUGGCCUCCCAGCUGACUACAGAGGAGGUGGCUCGCGCAAAUGAGCUCCGGGCCAGAAUCACACAGCAUCUGGAGCAACUGCUGGGAGAGGAUGGUGUUCUGGCGGUGCCGUCUGCACCCGGCCCCGCCCCCUUCUUAAACACCCCUCAGCAGGACUUAGAUACCUUCAGGAAGCGUCUCAUCUCCCUCACCUGCAUCGCUGGCCUCAGCGGCCUCCCUCAGGUCAGCCUGCCGGUGGCAAAAGUUGAAGGGUGCCCAGUCGGGCUGGGCUUGAUUGGUCCCCGUGGCUCAGAUGAAGCCCUGCUGCGCCUCACGGAGCAGCUUGAGCCUGUGCUUGUGCGCCCAUGA
This is a messenger RNA of Coccomyxa subellipsoidea C-169, 1218 nucleotides long. Its product is annotated as amidase. Lineage: Eukaryota; Viridiplantae; Chlorophyta; Trebouxiophyceae; Coccomyxaceae. The record is from RefSeq and is a predicted model, not a curated record. The transcript is spliced from 8 exons. Bases 1 to 1218 code for a protein of 405 amino acids.